Molecule: messenger RNA, 268 nt
Organism: Racocetra persica
Lineage: Eukaryota; Fungi; Glomeromycota; Glomeromycetes; Diversisporales; Gigasporaceae
Source: the annotation of a GenBank genome assembly
UGAUACUGAAGAGUAUCCUAUCUUUUCUCAUGCAAGUUGUCUGAUUACUGUAGCCUAUGCUUUUAUCUUGCCAGUUUUAGCACUAGCCAAUCCUUCCACAACAGAUCCUGUAACUUUUUCUACAAGAAUUUCAUUUUUUAUGCUUAAAAGUGAUUUCAAAUGUAAACCUAGAGCAUUAAUAGCUUUAGCUAAAGAAAUUUCAUUGCUUUAUUUUAAAACAAUUGGUAAUAGUCCCUCAAUCACAGUUUUUGAAACUUUGGGUGUUUGA